Molecule: messenger RNA, 3192 nt
Organism: Populus euphratica (Euphrates poplar)
Lineage: Eukaryota; Viridiplantae; Streptophyta; Magnoliopsida; Malpighiales; Salicaceae
Product: heat shock 70 kDa protein 15-like
Exons: 10
Coding region: 170-2728 (852 amino acids)
Biological process (GO): protein folding
Cellular component (GO): cytosol; nucleus
Molecular function (GO): ATP-dependent protein folding chaperone; ATP binding
Source: RefSeq, a predicted model, not a curated record
AAAGCUUUUACUCGUUUCGUUUCCUUUCUUAUAUAAGAAAAAAAAGAUUUCUAGAACCACCCGAACCCCUCCCGUCGCUCCGUAUUUCCAUCUCCUCUUGUUUUACAGCUUGCCACAUAACUUAUAGGGCAAUAACCGAUUUAUAAAUCGGUAAUUAUUUUUAGCAAUCAUGAGUGUGGUUGGUUUUGAUUUUGGUAAUGAGAACUGCCUUGUUGCUGUUGCGAGACAAAGAGGGAUUGAUGUUGUGCUUAAUGAUGAAUCAAAGCGUGAGACUCCUGCUAUUGUAUGUUUUGGCGACAAACAGCGUUUCAUUGGGACUGCAGGGGCUGCCUCAACCAUGAUGAAUCCCAAAAAUUCUAUUUCCCAGAUCAAGCGGUUAAUUGGGCGUCCCUUUUCAGACCCUGAAUUGCAAAGGGAUCUGAAGUCAUUGCCUUUUACAGUCACUGAAGGUCCUGAUGGAUUUCCUUUAAUUCAGGCACGGUAUUUGGGUGAGAUGAGGACGUUCACACCUACCCAAGUCUUGGGAAUGGUGUUUGCAGAUUUGAAAAUCAUAGGCCAGAAAAAUCUGAAUGCAGCAGUGGUGGAUUGCUGUAUUGGUAUUCCGGUAUAUUUCACUGAUCUUCAAAGGAGGGCUGUUUUGGAUGCAGCCACAAUUGCUGGAUUGCAUCCUCUCCGUUUGAUGCAUGAGACCACAGCUACAGCUCUGGCUUAUGGUAUUUAUAAGACGGAUUUGCCUGAGAAUGACCAGUUGAAUGUUGCUUUUGUUGAUGUUGGACAUGCAAGCAUGCAAGUGUGCAUUGCUGGAUUCAAGAAGGGUCAACUUAAGAUCUUGGCUCAUUCAUUUGAUCGUUCCUUGGGUGGUAGAGAUUUUGAUGAAGCUCUGUUCCAACACUUCACCACCAAGUUCAAGGCAGAGUAUCACAUUGAUGUUUUCCAGAAUGCAAGAGCAUGCCUUAGGCUUAGGGCUGCCUGUGAGAAGCUGAAGAAGGUUCUUAGUGCCAACCCAGUGGCACCUCUUAAUAUUGAAUGCUUAAUGGAGGAGAAGGAUGUUAGAGGCAUUAUUAAGAGGGAAGAGUUUGAACAAAUUAGCAUUCCGAUAUUGGAACGUGUGAAGAGGCCUUUGGAGAAGGCACUACAGGAUGCUGGACUUGCAGUUGAGAAUGUUCAUACAGUUGAAGUGGUCGGCUCUGCUUCUCGUGUACCUGCCAUAAUGAAGAUUUUGACCGAGUUCUUUGGAAAGGAACCUAGGCGUACAAUGAAUUCCAGCGAGAGUGUCUCCAGGGGCUGUGCAUUGCAGUGUGCUAUUCUUAGUCCCACUUUCAAAGUGCGAGAGUUCCAGGUCCAUGAAUGCUUCCCAUUUUCAAUUGCUGUAUCAUGGAAAGGUGCAGCUCCAGAUUCUCAGAAUGGAGCAGCAGAUAAUCAACAGAGCACUAUUGUCUUCCCCAAGGGCAAUCCCAUUCCUAGCAUCAAGGCUUUGACAUUCUAUAGGUCAGGGACGUUCUCCAUUGAUGUACAAUACGCUGAUGUCAGUGAAUUGCAGGCUCCAGCUAAGAUCAGCACAUACACGAUUGGUCCUUUCCAAUCUACAAAAAGUGAACGUGCAAAAGUGAAGGUGAAAGUCCGCUUGAAUCUGCAUGGGAUUGUGUCUGUUGAAUCGGCAACUCUUUUGGAGGAAGAGGAGGUUGAAGUUCCUGUCACAAAAGAGCCAGCAAAGGAACCUGCCAAGAUGGAUACUGAUGAAGCUCCCAGUGAUGCUGCCACUAAGGGCCCUGAAGAAGCAGAUGCCAAUAUGGAAGAGGCAAAACCAGCUGCUGAUGUUUCUGGGGCUGAAAAUGGUGUUCCUGAGGCUGACAAGCCAACACAAAUGGAAACUGAUACCAAGGUUGAGGCUCCCAAGAAAAAAGUAAAGAAAACAAACAUCCCUGUGUCAGAGGUGGUUUAUGGUGGAAUACUGGCAGCUGAAGUGGAAAAACUACUAGAAAAAGAGUAUGAAAUGGCAUUGCAAGACCGGGUUAUGGAGGAAACAAAAGAAAAGAAGAAUGCUGUUGAAGCUUAUGUCUACGAUAUGAGGAAUAAGUUAAGUGACAGAUACCAGGAGUUUGUCACUGACCCUGAGAGGGAGGGAUUCACAGCUAAACUGCAGGAGACAGAAGAUUGGUUGUAUGAGGAUGGUGAAGAUGAAACCAAGGGUGUCUACAUUGCCAAGCUUGAGGAGCUCAAGAAACAAGGUGAUCCUAUUGAAGAGCGCUACAAGGAGUACACAGAGAGGGGGUCUGUGAUUGAUCAGCUUGUUUAUUGUGUCAAUAGUUACAGAGAGGCAGCAGUGUCUAGUGAUCCUAAAUUUGAGCACAUUGACUUGACUGAAAAGCAAAAGGUUUUGAACGAGUGUGUAGAAGCUGAAGCCUGGUUAAGAGAGAAGAAGCAACAUCAGGACUCACUUCCCAAAUAUGCCACUCCAGUUCUUUUGUCAGCUGAUGUGAGAAAGAAGGCUGAGGCACUUGAUAGGUUUUGCAGGCCUAUAAUGACGAAACCAAAACCAGCAAAACCAGCCACUCCUGAGACUCCAGCAACUCCACCACCUCAGGGUAGUGAACAGCAACAGCAGGGAGAAGCGAAUGCUGACCCCAGUGCUAAUGCUGGUGCCAAUGAGACUGCAGGAGCUGCCAGCGGCGAGGUGCCACCUGCUUCUGGAGAACCAAUGGAGACUGACAAGUCCGAGACUGCAUAAUUCAAUGCAGCAACAGAAUCUGUCGUAUUGAAUUAAGAAAUUUGGUCCCGCUGUAUCAGAACAACUUUUAAGGAGGCUGAGACGAACUCUUUGGUGGGCUGACAUUAUGUGAGGAUGUGGGUCUUUGAUGUCUUUCUCAUCUUUUCACCUGUGAAGCCCUCCCAUCGUGUGUGGUUCACGUAAUUUUAUCUUGAGAGCUAGUCUCUAGAACCCGUUUUUAAAGAAAGGGGGUUUUAAGAGAGGUUUAGACCUCAAAGGUCCUUUUGCCCCGACUUUUGUUGUGCAGAGACCGGAGUGUACUCUUUUUUGAGGGUCAGUGUUUUAAGUGCCCCCUAUUUUUUGGUUUUUCCUUUCUGUAGGAUGUCCUCAGCAUCAAAUAUUGGCUUGUUUUUUUUCCCACAUUGUUCCUAAUAUAAACUUUCAAGUCUUGCGUUGCCUACAAAGCAGGGUGCCUGAUUCUGUUU